Messenger RNA from Erigeron canadensis, 1987 nucleotides. Its product is annotated as mitochondrial carrier protein CoAc1. The transcript is spliced from 7 exons. Bases 548 to 1564 code for a protein of 338 amino acids. Gene Ontology annotation, biological process: transmembrane transport. The record is from RefSeq and is a predicted model, not a curated record. NCBI's taxonomy places the organism in Eukaryota, Viridiplantae, Streptophyta, Magnoliopsida, Asterales, Asteraceae.
AAUCUUUUUGGAUUUUUGGAUUUUUGUUUGUGGGUGUUGAGUUUUCAAUAAAUUUUGAAUUGGGAAUUGUUGAUUUCUUAUAAAGUUUGAAUCUUUUUGGAAAAUCUCUUCUGCAUAUUGAGAAAUCUUGAGUUGGGCAUUUAUUGAUUUCUUCUUGUUUGGAAAUUUUCUUGAAGGGUUUUGAUUUUUUGGUUAUAUGCAUCUGGGAAUUGUAGGAAAGUUUAACAAUUUAGGUGGAUAUGGAAGAUUGAUAUAAUUUUUUAGGUGAUUUGAUAGGUUUUUGUGGUGUUUUACCUUUAUAGUGUUUGUGUUUGAUGCAUAUGGUUGUUGUUAUUGCUGAGAAAGAUUGUCUGGCAAACGUGUAUUUGAGCGUUUUCAGGCGGUUUUUUCCGUUGCAUUGCAUUGAGGAAAUUGUUAGAGAUAGAUGGGAUAAAGAGUAUUUUAAAUUGCAGGGUGGAUAGAAAUUUUAUCUUGUAGUGUUUGGAAGCAAAAGAAAAUUCUGUUUUUUGGGAUUUUAAAUUUUGUAUAUUAAGAUUAUUAGUCGAAAAUGGGUUCUUCACAAGGUUCUUCGUUGUCCACAAGUGUGGCUGGGCUAGUUGAGGGCUCGUACAUAGAUACGUUGCCUGUGUAUGUAAAGGAGCUAAUUGCAGGAGGUGCUGCUGGAGCUUUUGCUAAAACCGCUGUUGCUCCUCUAGAACGAAUCAAGAUCUUAUUGCAGACCCGAACGCAAGGUUUUCAUUCUAUUGGAGUAUACCAAUCACUGAAAAGGCUAUUAAAGCAUGAAGGGCUUCCAGGAUUUUACAAGGGAAAUGGUGCUAGCGUUCUUCGAAUUGUUCCAUAUGCAGCAUUGCAUUUUAUGACAUACGAGCAAUACCGAUGUUGGAUAUUGGACAACUACACUGUAUUAGGAACAGGGCCUGUUGUAGAUCUUUUAGCCGGUUCAGCAGCAGGAGGGACUGCUGUAUUAUGCACAUAUCCUCUAGAUUUGGCUCGUACCAAGCUCGCCUAUCAAGUACUGGAUGGAAAAGCAAGAUCAGGUAAUGGUUCCAAAAGUGUAAUUGCACAAGCUCGCUACAGCGGCAUUAGAAAUGUGUUACAGAGUGUUUAUAGUGAGGGUGGGAUGCGUGGCCUGUAUCGAGGUGUAGGUCCUACUCUUAUUGGUAUCCUCCCAUAUGCUGGUUUGAAGUUUUACAUCUAUGAAGAACUCAAGAGGCAUGUUCCUGAGGAGCAGCAAAGGUCAAUCAUGAUGCGUCUCUCUUGCGGUGCUUUAGCCGGUUUACUUGGGCAAACCGUUACAUACCCGUUAGAUGUUGUUAGGAGGCAGAUGCAGGUUGAAAAUAUGCAAGUUUCUGGUGUUGGUGGUGGUGCUAGACACAAGAACACAUGGAAAGGCCUUACCACAAUUGCUUCAGAACAAGGUUGGAGGCAAUUAUUUGCUGGCCUCAGCAUUAAUUACAUUAAGAUUGUUCCUUCAGUUGCAAUUGGUUUCACUGCGUAUGACAUGAUGAAGUCGUGGCUCAGGAUACCUCCUCGACAAAAGGCCCAGUCAGUCUCCGCUGCAUAACCUUUCUACACAUUUAACUCAAAUUUAGCCACAGAACAAAGCAACUGAAAAUUUCAAACUCCCACUCGAGGUUCAGUUCACAUUGGAGUAUUUCCAUUUUAAGUCUAUAUUUCGAUUUUGGAUUUGGAAUUGGUGAAGGCUGUUUUUGGGAUAUGUGACUUAACUUGAAGGUUGCAAAUAGUCCCCAACACUUGUGUUUAGGGAUGUAAUUCCCAUUUGUGAAAUACUGAAAUUGUUCUAUGACCCGGUGAAAAUUUACAGGCACUGUGCAAAAUAUAUAUAGGCAGUGCGCAGAAUGAGUUUAGUUUUGACUUUAUAUUGAUUGUAUCACGAUUUAACCUUAUUAAUACUCCUUAUGUUGUAAAGUAGAAAAAGUGAACGCCGUUUGUUAUACAUUACUGUAUGAGAUAAGUUUCCUUGCAA